AUAGUAACUAGGUCAGGUGUUGUCAGUUAUGUUAGGCUACAGUGUACUACAAUGGGGAAGGAAGUCUGCAUAAGGGCUGACCUGGCUGAUUUCUUGCCACUUUCUCCGGAUACUUUGAAGUGGUAAUAUUCGAAGCUGGCCAGCUUGCCAGGAAAAGCAAAACGUUUGACAGUCUGUUCGCAUUCGAAAAGGAAGACAGUGUAUCCCCCAAGAGAGAUGAACUGAUACACUUUUUCCUCAAACUUGAUCAAACAGAACAUUUUUUUCACAGGAGUUACCACUGCCUGCAAAUAGUAACCCCAUUUGACUGAAUCGAAGAUAACGUAGACACAAACCUACAGCCCAGACUUCAGGCAAAAUGGCGUCAAGGAGAAGCCAACACACUGAACAACUCAAAGGCAAAGUCUGUGUCGUGACCGGAGCCAGCUCUGGGUUAGGGGAGAGCAUCGCCAUCAUGUUCGCCCAGAGAGGGGCAUCUGUCACCUUAUGUGGCCGGAAUGAGGACAGGCUCCAGGCCUCCUUGACCUUGUGUGUCCAGGCCAGUGGAGGUCAAGCUGACCGCUUUUUGGCCGUGAGCGGGGACGUUGUCGACCUCUCUGCAAGGAAGGCGAUUGUGGAGAAGACGGUAGAGAAAUUUGGACGUCUGGACGUGUUGGUGGCUAAUGCUGGUGUAGCAGAUCCUCAUUGUGGUAUUCUGACUGCCAGUGAAGAGACUUUUGAUAAAAUCAUGAACACGAAUGUAAAAGCAGUGUUCUUCCAGAUUCAAGAAGCGGUGCCACAUCUGGCAGCGAGCAAGGGCAACAUUAUCGUUGUGUCAUCCAUGUUGUCAUUUAUGGCUUGCUCACCCAACAUCCUGUAUCCGAUGUCAAAAGCGGCAGUGGAUCACAUGAUCCGAUGUCUGGCCGUCGACCUUGGGCCGAAAGAGAUCCGGGUCAACGCUGUGAAUCCUUCCCUCAUUCCCACAAGAAUGCGUAGAGACUACGCCCCCGAUGAAGAAACUAUGGAUAAGCAGUACAACCAAGCGCUUGUCCCAGAAAUUGAAAAACAGCCUCUGGGCAAUGUGGGCGUGACCAAAGAGGCAGUGGCUGAGGCUGUGAGCUUCCUUGCAUCGGACGCCGCCAGUUUCCUCACAGGUCUGUGUAUGCCGGUGGAUGGCGGCAGAUCUUUCGCGGGGACAUUUGGGAACAAGUCCUAGUGCUAGGGAAUCUAUCUACGCCGUCAUGUCCGGACUUUGGACACAGAUAGCGGAGACACACACCAUUAAAAGAGACUCAAAGCUGUUGAAAUUACAAUAAAACAAAAAUUUUGAAAGACUCUAA
Aplysia californica (California sea hare) is the source of this 1319-nucleotide messenger RNA. Its product is annotated as 3-oxoacyl-[acyl-carrier-protein] reductase FabG. The transcript is spliced from 4 exons. Lineage: Eukaryota; Metazoa; Mollusca; Gastropoda; Aplysiida; Aplysiidae. The coding region runs from base 359 to 1195 and encodes 278 amino acids. Gene Ontology annotation, molecular function: oxidoreductase activity. The record is from RefSeq and is a predicted model, not a curated record.